AUGAAGCAUCUUGCUCUCAUGGAUUGGAUGCUUGGACCUUUGAAUUGUGGACGACAAGGUCAAGGUCUCCUUCCCAUCGCAACCUCACGGGACGACAAUAUGGCGGCAUCACCACCGAAGACGCCGACGAUGGGAGACAAGGUGGUGAUAUUCCCGCUGGAGGAGCCGGGCCAGAUCUCUGUGGUUGCGGUGUCUAUCGUCUUCAUCAUCAUUCCGACGUUGAUGGUGAUCCUCCGCCUCAUCGCUAGGCGCAUGGCGCAUAGAGAUAUGGAUUUGAGUGAUUGGUCUAUAAUUGCUGGACUCGUCUUCUCCAAUGCCUUGCAAGCAAUUUCCAUAGUCGCUGUGAUGCAAUGCGGUGUUGGCCUUCACAAUGCCGUCAUCAUACCCAAGUAUGGGGUCGGGCCAAUCGUCAAGUUUCUCAAGGUCCUCGUCGCGCAACAAAUCCUGUGGGCCAUCAGCCUCAGCCUCUGCAAGAUCUCCAUUCUUCUCCUCUACUCCAAGCUCUUCAGCACCAGGUUCAUGAUCCUGUCGGCGCGGAUACUGGCCGCCUUCACCAUGAUGUGGGUCAUGGUCACGGUGCUGAUCGCCUUCUUCAUCUGCAUCCCCCUCUCGGACAACUGGCUCCUCGAUCUCAAGAACCGACACUGCGGGAACCAGCCUGCAGCGGAUGGCACGAUGGGGGUGUUGAACAUGAUCACCGACAUCAUCGUCCUCGUCAUGCCGAUUUCUCACUUGUGGAGUCUUCGGCUGGAGAUGUACAAGAAGGUCGCCCUGAUCGUCACCUUCUCGCUCGGAGUCUUUACGUGCAUCGUAUCGGCUCUGCGCCUCUACUACCUUGCCAACCUCGUGUACCUCGACGUAACCUUCAAUAUCCCCAACGCUCUCAUCUUCAGCGCGUUGGAGCCCGGCGUCGGCAUCACUCUCGCGUGUAUCCCCUUCCUCCGACCUCUGCUGGGCCGUUCCUCGUACUCAACCAAAGGUACGGCAAACUACUACAGCUCGAAUGGCAAGUCCGAUGGUCUCUCAAAUCGGCGGAGCGAACGCCAAAGUGACGGAUUCGUCCUCGUGGACAAUUUGUCGCAGCAGCACCUUCGGGAGGCCGAGCAGAGUGAUUCAGCACCGACUAUGCCCAGCAAGGUCACGUAUAGCAGAAGCAGUAGUGUUCCAGAUAUAGAUUAG
Messenger RNA from Colletotrichum paranaense, 1179 nucleotides. RefSeq lists its product as uncharacterized. Lineage: Eukaryota; Fungi; Ascomycota; Sordariomycetes; Glomerellales; Glomerellaceae. The record is from RefSeq and is a predicted model, not a curated record. The transcript has 5 exons. Bases 1 to 1179 code for a protein of 392 amino acids.